GAGCCCGACUGGCGGCGGCUUAGUAGAGAGAACAGGCAGGAGGAGGAGGAGGAGGAGGAUCCGAGCGAACGGCUAUUCGGCUAACAUCGAUGUUUAACCGAAUCGACGAAACCGACGUCUGUUGAACUAAAAGAAUUGAACCUGAUUCGAAGUAACAACGUCGAUACCUUAUGUUUACGUCUUGGCUAUCCAAUUAAACCAUGUCAACCCCAGCAAGACGGCGUCUGAUGAGAGACUUUAAACGUCUCCAGGAGGAUCCACCGGCAGGAGUUAGCGGAGCCCCGUCGGAAAACAACAUCAUGGUCUGGAACGCUGUCAUUUUUGGCCCUGAAGGAACACCCUUUGAAGAUGGAACUUUCAAACUAACAAUAGAAUUUACAGAAGAAUAUCCAAACAAACCUCCUACAGUCCGGUUUGUCUCCAAAAUGUUUCACCCUAAUGUUUAUGCAGAUGGUAGUAUAUGUUUGGAUAUUCUUCAGAAUCGCUGGAGUCCAACAUAUGAUGUUUCCUCAAUUUUAACCUCAAUACAGUCUUUACUGGAUGAGCCGAACCCAAACAGCCCUGCCAACAGCCAGGCAGCUCAGCUGUAUCAGGAAAACAAGAGAGAGUAUGAGAAGCGUGUGUCGGCCAUUGUGGAACAGAGCUGGCGUGACUGUUGACCCUCCUUACAGUUCACAUAUGAACAAUAGUCCGCCUCACCAACAAGAGGAAAACCACCUGGCAAAGAAUAAAAUAAAACACAUCAUGUUUUGAAUCAUUCUCCAUGUACUCGGUAGAAUUGUCUGUUCUGUAGCUGUUGCAGGAUUAGAGUGAUGUUGUGUUGUGGUCUCCCUCUUCAUGCAGAACCUUAUCCUAGAUGAGGACGAACCUUAGUUUAACAAAAUAUUGUUGCUAGGGUUACUUGCUUUUAUUUGGCCUGUCCUCACUUUUGUCAUCUUAUUUCUUUGGUUUUAUAAGUUGCUCCUACACUGUGGGCUGAUUUCAUUUUGGGUAUUAACAUGUUGGUUGAGAGUGAUUUCUUUGCGU
This is a messenger RNA of Sinocyclocheilus grahami, 1026 nucleotides long. Its product is annotated as ubiquitin-conjugating enzyme E2 A. Lineage: Eukaryota; Metazoa; Chordata; Actinopteri; Cypriniformes; Cyprinidae. Bases 201 to 659 code for a protein of 152 amino acids. The transcript has 6 exons. The record is from RefSeq and is a predicted model, not a curated record.